UGACUCAACCCACCGAAGACAUGGCGGAAGAAAACAACGCGCCCGCAGCCGCUGCGCCGGCAGAGCCCUCCAAGAAUGCCCUGAAGAAGGCCCAGAAAGAGAAGGAGAAGGCCGAGAAGAAGGCAGCCGCCAAAGCUCGCGAACUCGCCGAGCGACAGAAGAAAGAAGCUGCCGACGCCGAGGAUGUGUCCAAGGAAGACUACGGCGAGCUCCCGCUUACUGGAUCCAAAGACUUCAAACCCACGGGCGCGACCCGCGUCGAGCUAUCCACCAUCCCAGAGCAUGAGGGCAACGAGAUCACCUUCAGAUGCUGGGUCGAGAAUGCGCGCGUGCAAUCAGCAAAGUUGGCCUUCAUCAAUUUGCGCCAGGGGCUGAACACGGUACAAUCUGUUAUUGCGGCGAGUGAUAAGAUCAGCAAGCAGAUGGUCAAAUUCUCUGGCACGCUGAGCACGGAGAGCUUGCUUGUUGUUACGGGACUGGUGAAAAAGGCGCCAGAGCCAAUCAACAGCGCGACUAUCAAGGACUUCGAAAUCCACAUCAAGAAGGUCUUCAUCGAGAAGAAGGCAGAGGUUCCUCUCCCCCUCCAAGUCGAGGAUGCGGAGCGCCCGCUACCCAGCGAGGGUCUGGGAGAAGAGGAAGAGAAGGCCGCAGAGGGUGACGCCCGACCUCUCGUGUCCCUCAACACUCGACUGAACAACCGCACCAUCGAUCUCCGCGCAAAGAUCAACCACGCCAUCUUCGUCGUCAAGGGCGGCGUCCGCCUCCUUUUCACCGAGUUCCUCUCCCAGAAGGGCUUUAUCCCCGUCGAGACACCCAAAAUCCUCGGCGCGGCCUCCGAAGGCGGCGCCAACGUCUUCGAGCUCAACUACUUCGGCAAGCCCGCCUACCUCGCCCAAUCCCCUCAGUUCUACAAGCAGAUGCUCAUCGCCGCGCGCUUCCAGAAGGUCAUGGAGAUUGGCCCCGUCUUCCGCGCCGAGAACUCAAACACCGCCCGCCACUUGACCGAGUUCACGGGGCUCGAUCUCGAAAUGGAGUUCCAGGAGCACUACCACGAGGUAAUCCGCGUACUCGAGGACCUCAUGCUCUUCAUCUUCCAGGGCCUCAACACGCGCUACAAGAAAGAAACCGACCUGGUCCGCAGCACCUACCACGUCGACGACUUCAAACUUCCCGAGAGCGGCAAGGUCCCGCGCAUCCCGUUCCCAGAGGGCAUUAAGAUGCUGCGCGAGGCGCAGGGCACGGGCGAAGAUGUCGGCGAGAUCGGCGAGUACGACGACCUUUCCACACCCCAGGAGAAGAAGCUCGGCCGCCUCGUCCUCGAGAAGUACGGCUCCGACUUUUAUGUACUCGACCAGUUCCCGCUCGCUGUCCGGCCCGCGUACACGAUGCCCUCCCCCGAGAACCCAAAGUUGUCGAACUCGUACGACUUUUUCAUGCGCGGGCAGGAGAUUUGCUCCGGGGCCCAGCGUAUCCAUGAUGCAGAGUUGCUAUCGAAGAUGAUGCGCGAGCAUGAUCCCCCGAUUGAUCCCAACAGCGCGGGUACCAAGGAGUACGUCGAUAGCUUCAGGUAUGGUGCACCGCCGCAUGGUGGUGGUGGAUUUGGGUUGGAGCGAAUCGUACAGUUCUGGUUGGGUCUGCCUAACAUUCGGAUGACGAGCUUGUUUCCGCGCGACCCGCAGCGGGUGACGCCGUAGAUGGUUGUGGUGGGAAACGCAGGGGCUUGGAAAAGUAGACGCAUGUCACGAUAGCUAAGAAGCACCAAGAAUUGACUAGAUGAAUCACAAUACUGGAUUGCGGAAACGGCAGUGGAAAGGCUGGUUCAUGCAAGAAGGCAGCCUGUUACUGUGGAUUAUAUCCCUCAUCCAAUCAGACGCUG
This is a messenger RNA of Paraphaeosphaeria sporulosa, 1876 nucleotides long. Its product is annotated as aspartyl-tRNA synthetase. Gene Ontology annotation, cellular component: cytoplasm; aminoacyl-tRNA synthetase multienzyme complex; cytosol. The coding region runs from base 21 to 1694 and encodes 557 amino acids. The record is from RefSeq and is a predicted model, not a curated record. The transcript has 2 exons. Gene Ontology annotation, biological process: aspartyl-tRNA aminoacylation. Gene Ontology annotation, molecular function: ATP binding; RNA binding; aspartate-tRNA ligase activity. Lineage: Eukaryota; Fungi; Ascomycota; Dothideomycetes; Pleosporales; Didymosphaeriaceae.